Messenger RNA from Penaeus indicus, 1534 nucleotides. RefSeq names its product legumain-like. Bases 120 to 1439 code for a protein of 439 amino acids. The record is from RefSeq and is a predicted model, not a curated record. Lineage: Eukaryota; Metazoa; Arthropoda; Malacostraca; Decapoda; Penaeidae. The transcript has 9 exons. Gene Ontology annotation, biological process: vacuolar protein processing. Gene Ontology annotation, molecular function: cysteine-type endopeptidase activity.
CGUUUGUGUAGACUUCGACACCUGCUGCGAUGUGUUACUACCCAGCCCCCUAUAAAGAGACUGAAGAGACUCUCCCUCCUCAGUGUUUCUUCGCUUUUCCUUAGAUUGAAGGCACCAAGAUGAAGUGGUUGGCACUAUUGGCGGCGGCGGCGGUGGUGGCCCUCGGCGGGGCUCAGGGAGACUCCGACGGCGAGGGGGAGCUGUGGGCAGUGCUGGUCGCUGGUUCCAACACCUGGUUCAACUACCGUCACCAGGCCGAUGUGUGUCACGCGUACCAGAUUCUCCACGCGCACGGCGUCCCCGACGACCAUAUCAUUGUGAUGAUGAGUGAUGACAUCGCUCAUAACAAGAUGAACCCGACGCCCGGCGUGGUCAUCAACCGGCCCGACGGACCCAACGUGUACAAGGGCGUCCCCAAGGACUACACCGGCGAUGAUGUCACUCCUGAGAACUUCCUGAAGGUCCUUAGCGGCGACGCUGAAGGACUCCAGGGCGUCGGCUCCGGAAAGGUCCUCAAGAGCGGCCCCAACGACCGCGUGUUCAUCAACCUGGUGGACCACGGGGCGCCCGGCAUCUUCGCCUUCCCCAGGACCUUCCUCAUGGUAAAGAACUUCACCAACGCCAUCGUCCAGAUGCACCGCCAGAAGAGGUACAAGGAAAUGUUGAUCUACAUGGAGUCAUGCGAAUCCGGCUCCAUGUUCCUGAAUCUCCCCGAUGACAUCGAGAUGUACGCCCUGUCUGCUGCCAACGCCACGCAGUCUUCCUACGCCUGCUACAUGGACCAAAAGCUCGGCACCUUCCUCGGCGACGUGUUCAGCAUCAAGUGGAUGGAGGACACGGACAGGGAAGACGUAAACAAGGAGACGCUGAAGAAGCAGUUCGAGGUCGUGCACAAGGAGACCACGACGUCCGACGUGCUCCAGUGGGGCGAGCUCAGCCUCGACAAGCACACGGUCGGCACCUUCGUCGGCAGCGGCUCGACCGAUCUAGGCGACUACGGUCCCUUCCCUCCUGAGACCGACCCUUGCCUGAAAAGCGCCGUGCCCAGCCCCGACGUUCCCCUGGCCAUUCUGGAAGACCAUGUGGCCCAGUCCGACGGCCUCCUCGGCGCAGACUACUGGAAACGACAGCUCGACGAACUACAGCAGAACCGAACCUUCGUGACUGACACCAUGAGGAAGAUCGCUCAGCUGGUCACGGGAGACGAAGUCCUCGCCGACGCGAUGAUGUCCGACGUCCACCCAAUCGCCGACGACGCCUGCCACGAAGAAUCCGUCAUGGCCUUCCACUACCUCUGCUUCAACCUCGGCACGAACCCGUACGCCCUCCGCGUCGUGCAGACGAUGGUGAACCUGUGCGAGCACGGCUACAGCGCCAAGGAGUUCACAGGCGCCGCUCGAGCAGUGUGCACUCACCCCCCCGUCAGUGGAAUCAACUAAGCCUGCUGAUUCCUUUCCCGUGUCUUUUUUCCGCAGCUGAUAUUAUGUUGCAUAUCUGUUCUUUUGUGGAACUUCGAAAUAUAUAUUUGGUUUUA